GCCGCCGGUGACCCGGGCAACAGCGGUGACCGAACGAGGGGAGGGGAAGGUGGUGGCGGCGGUUUGCUGCCACUCCGCGCCGGAGUUGGCGGUUAGAGGCGGGACCGGCAGCCGGGGACAGGAGUCAGAAUUGCUUGGAUUCAACACUGGGAGUCCCACCAUGGGCUUGUCUGCAUCUACCCCUGCGGCUUCUACAGUUCAGACCUCUACCCCUGCUGCUUCAGAUCAUCAGACAGCAGCCCCAACGUCUGGAUGCCCAAUGCAUGAAGGGAAAGUGAAAGGCUGUCCAGUGAGUGCUGAGCCAUCGGACUCAACCUGUGGGAGCAAAACGAACUCUGUGCCUGCGCACCAGGAGCGCGCCUACGAGUAUGUGCAGUGUCCCAUCACCGGCGCCAAGGCCGGGAGUAAGGAGAACCUGGAUCCUUCUAACCUGAUGCCACCUCCUAAUCAGACACCAGCCCCCGACCAGCCGUUUCCACUAUCUACUGUGAGAGAGGAAUCAUCUAUUCCGAGGGCAGAUUCAGAUAAAAAGUGGGUUUAUCCUUCUGAACAGAUGUUCUGGAAUGCGAUGUUAAGGAAAGGGUGGAAAUGGAAGGAUGAGGAUAUUAGUCAGAAAGACAUGUAUAAUAUCAUUAGGAUUCACAACCAGAAUAAUGAGCAAGCUUGGAAGGAGAUUUUGAAAUGGGAAGCCCUUCACGCUGCCGAGUGUCCUUGUGGUCCAUCCCUGAUCCGGUUUGGAGGCAAAGCAAAAGAGUAUUCGCCACGGGCAAGAAUUCGCUCCUGGAUGGGGUACGAGCUGCCUUUCGACAGACACGACUGGAUCAUCAACCGUUGCGGGACGGAAGUGAGAUAUGUCAUUGACUACUACGAUGGGGGUAAGGUCAACCAAGACUACCAGUUCACCAUCCUGGACGUGCGGCCCGCGUUGGAUUCACUGUCGGCCGUAUGGGACCGGAUGAAGGUGGCCUGGUGGCGCUGGACUUCCUAAGCACUGCUUUGUCAGAGAUGAGAAAAUAGAAAUGAUUUUUUUUUCUGAGAAGUACAUUAAACUAUUUUCCCCAAACUGAAUUGUGCUCCUGAUGUAACAGGGAUGUCCAGGGGAUCACCUACCUUCCAUGCCACUUAGCAAAGGGUACUCAGCGCGUGCUCUUCUGAGUUCCGUUUGUACCUUGCAGUUGACGGCACAUCAUUUGAAGUUUUCUUCCCAUGUAGAGAAGUGGGAGGCCCU
Molecule: messenger RNA, 1228 nt
Organism: Budorcas taxicolor (takin)
Lineage: Eukaryota; Metazoa; Chordata; Mammalia; Artiodactyla; Bovidae
Product: holocytochrome c-type synthase
Exons: 7
Coding region: 161-988 (275 amino acids)
Biological process (GO): cytochrome c-heme linkage
Cellular component (GO): mitochondrion
Molecular function (GO): holocytochrome-c synthase activity
Source: RefSeq, a predicted model, not a curated record